Colletotrichum costaricense is the source of this 396-nucleotide messenger RNA. RefSeq lists its product as uncharacterized. The coding region runs from base 1 to 396 and encodes 131 amino acids. The record is from RefSeq and is a predicted model, not a curated record. NCBI's taxonomy places the organism in Eukaryota, Fungi, Ascomycota, Sordariomycetes, Glomerellales, Glomerellaceae. The transcript has a single exon.
AUGCUGCCGCCAUCGUCUUCUCGGGUUCGUUUUACUCGCACACGUUUUUCACUCAUGUUGCCUUGGAUCAAGAUGAAUGGCCUGGGAUGCUUCACAGGUUUCAAUCGCUCGCAAUGCCCAAUACCAGUGGCCAGAGUGACCAGACUCCCAGAGCAGGUCUUCGUACCGCUAAGCAGCGCCGUGCGUGCUGAUGCCAUCCAUGAUCCCGGCGCCAUUACCCCUGCCCCCGUAUCCCGGUUUCGACCAGUUUCGGGCAGGUCGAGCUGCAAAGGAAAACAAUCCACCACCCAUUCGUUCUCCAUCUGCCCUUGUCCGUCGACGGUUUGCCGGUUCCAGGCCAGGGCCUAUGAAAUGGCAUUCCAAACCAGACAUCUUGCCCAGGUAUUCCUACACUAA